AUCCAAGAGAAGAUAACUGUAGGUAACUAGUGGGUAUUGUUAUUUCGGAACUUGUUUUAGUUUCGUGUCGGUCACACCCUAAGUUAUAGGAUAACUGCUUGUGUAUUAUAUUAUUUGUGAACUAGUACAGUACUACAGAAAAAAUGUCUGGAUAUCCACAUGCUGAGAGUAAACCAGUUGAAAUGCAACCUGGAAUGCAGCCAGGAAUGCAACCUGGAAUGCAACCAGGAAUGCAACCAGGAAUGCAACCAGGAAUGCAGCCCGGUCCACCACCUAUUGGAAUGCAGCCCAUGCCAGGAGUUCCGCCUCAGGCAGGACCCGGAGGUUGGGCUCAGGGUGGACCGUCUGUUCCGGUUGGAUGCCCUGCAGGACUUGAGUACCUGGCCAUGAUUGACCAGCUGCUCGUCAAACAGAAAGUGGAGAUUCUAGAAGCAUUCACUGGCUGCGAGACGAACAACAAGUAUGAGAUCAGGAACAGUCUGGGUCAGCGGGUGUACCAGGCCAAAGAAGACACGUGCUGCUGUACUCGGCUCUGCUGCGGAGCGGUUCGACCGUCUCUGUAUUCCUGUGUACUCUGUAUUCCCAUAACGAGUAGAAAGUGUUAUUCCUACUUCUACUGUGUACUCUGUAUUCCUGUGUACUCUGUAUUCCCAGUAACGAGUAGAAAGUGUUAUUCCUACUUCUAUUGUGUACUCUGUAUUCCUGUGUACUCUGUAUUCCCAGUAACGAGUAGAAAGUGUUAUUCCUACUUCUACUGUGUACUCUGUAUUCCCAUAACGAGUAGAAAGUGUUAUUCCUACUUCUACUGUGUACUCUGUAUUCCCAUAACGAGUAGAAAGUGUUAUUCCUACUUCUACUGUGUACUCUGUAUUCCCAAAAGUGUUAUUCCUACUUUUACUGUGUACUCUGUAUUCCUGUCCUGGAGUCUGUGCAAGCCGAAGUUCAUGAUUCAGGACGCUGAUGAAAACACACUGCUCCGGAUAAAGGGGCCGAUCUGUCAGUGGAACAUCUGUGGCGACGUUGAGUUCGAGGUUACCAGUGCUGAUGAGAGUACGCAGGUUGGGCGAGUCACCAAACAGUGGAGUGGACUUGCUAAGGAAUUGUUUACAGAUGCUGACAACUUCGGUAUCACCUUCCCCCUUGAUCUAGAUGUAAAGAUCAAGGCCGUUUUGGUGGGAGCGGUGUUCCUGAUUGACUUCAUGUUCUUUGAGCAUGACAAGGGUGAUGUCAAGGAUGAGGCAAAACACCUGUGAGUUACCUAAACCACGGGAGCAGGCUGAUUGUUUAUGAUGAUUGUACACCAUUGUGUCUGACCCGCUUUGUCUGUUUCUCGCUGACGUGGCUCAAGUUCAUUAGAUUCAUUAUUUUGUAGUCUAACAUUCUCAAGGCUCAGCAAUGACUUUUUAAAUUAUAUUAUUACUGUGAUUUAAAAGUUCUGGUAAGAAUUAUGAGUGUCUUUAUGUUCUUUACUUUUUAUGGAAAACACAAUUUACAUAAUUCAUUGGUGAAGUGUAUACUCUUUAGUUUAAUGUGUUCAGAAACAUUUAUAAAAGUGGUGAGGUACACACGUGUAUAUAUAAUACCUGUAUGUAUUUACAGUCAGACCUCUGUAGACAGAUAUUCACUGAAUAACCAGAAACGAUCAAGACUAAAUUAAUACAAAAAUGUUUACAUAGUUUUUUAAGACACCAUGCUACAAUGGAUAUUUAGACCCAAGUGACAAUUUGUAUGUUUAAAAACAUUUUUGUUAUGCUGAUAAUGAUCAUACAUAGACAAAGAUCAGAAUUCCUCCCCCCCCCCCCAUCCCCCACUCGUUUUUUUAGGAUCACCACCACCCUCCCACAGUUCUUCAUUACAAGGGGCAUAACUCUUGCCAUAUUAAUUAGUUAAAAAGCUGGUGUAAUGACGAAGUGACAAUCAUGUCUGUUGUAUAAAGGAGUGACUGAAUACAUAGAAUACUGUACAAGUUUUCAUUGGGUAUAAUUUUUACGAAACGAAUGAACUUUCCAUGUUAGUAUCUGACCCCACUUUUGUUUUGUCAGACACCAUGGGAAGUUCACGAGUUUUGUAAAAAUGUUAUCUUGUAAAAACAAGUGUGGUAUUUUAUUUAUUACUCACCAUCAAAUAAUGUAAAAUCUGACAAUCACUUCCAACAUUACGAGACAUACAUGUACAUGUACGAAUACACACAGCUUAGACCAGGGAAUAUGACAUCACUUACCGAAAUGAUGUCAUUUAGCUAUUAAUAUGCACCACCAGGUGCCUACAAAAUUUUAAUGACACACCCAGACAUUCAUCAGAUGGGUAAUAAAUAUACGUAUUGCAUAUGUGGGUGUGUUUCCCACACAUUAAUUUACUUCCCAUUCCCAUCUGUUGUAAUAAGGACUGGCUGUGUAUAUAUCUAUAUAUAUACAUACAUGUAUUGCAUAUGUGGGUGUGUUUUCCACACAUUUACUUCCCAUCUCUGUCAAUUGCAAUAAGGACUGGCUGUACAUGUAUAUAUACACACAUUACAUUACAUACACGUAUGUGGGUGUGUUUCCCUUAUUUUUACUUCCCAUCCCUGUCUGUUGUAAAAAAAAAAGAAUGACUGUAUAUAUCUAUUUAUCUUGCAAUCACUGUUUCUAUUGACAGAAUAUGAAAACGGAUAAAGCAAAGUCAUAUCCUACUACUAGCAGGAUAUGACUUUUGACGUCACUCUUGUGACAUCACACAUAGCUACAUUACAAAAUUGCUUGUUUGACCACUAGAUCAUCAUACAAUGUCGCUGAAAUAACAGAAAUAAUAGCUUUUCCCCUUAAAUUUGUGGUCUGCAGGAUAAAAAUAAUAACUAGUUAAUGACGUCGGAUAUCUGCUUUAUCCUCUUCAGGCCAAAUGAGAAAUUCCCAU
Messenger RNA from Gigantopelta aegis, 2889 nucleotides. RefSeq names its product phospholipid scramblase 3-like. Gene Ontology annotation, biological process: plasma membrane phospholipid scrambling. The coding region runs from base 144 to 1253 and encodes 369 amino acids. Lineage: Eukaryota; Metazoa; Mollusca; Gastropoda; Neomphalida; Peltospiridae. The record is from RefSeq and is a predicted model, not a curated record. Gene Ontology annotation, molecular function: phospholipid scramblase activity. The transcript has 12 exons. Gene Ontology annotation, cellular component: plasma membrane.